This is a messenger RNA of Osmerus eperlanus (European smelt), 1743 nucleotides long. Its product is annotated as multiple inositol polyphosphate phosphatase 1-like. Gene Ontology annotation, molecular function: inositol phosphate phosphatase activity; acid phosphatase activity. The record is from RefSeq and is a predicted model, not a curated record. Lineage: Eukaryota; Metazoa; Chordata; Actinopteri; Osmeriformes; Osmeridae. The coding region runs from base 69 to 1439 and encodes 456 amino acids. The transcript is spliced from 5 exons.
UACAACAACGUUAUUUCCAAACGGGGACAGUAGGACUUCAGUUGUGAACAAGUAGCUACGCCAUAGCCAUGUGGUUUACUUUUUCUUUCACAGUGUGUGUCGCUAAUUUCUUUUGUAGUAUUUCUUUUGUUAAUGCGUGCCAUACGACUGGUACAAAUAUACCAGUGAUUGCAAAAUAUUUUAGCACUAAAGGCAGGUAUGAGGAAGUAAAUCCCUACUUGAUAGAGGACAUACUGGCUGUAAACAAAUCUCUUUUACAGCCCCCAUCUCCAGAAUGUCGCGGAAUUCAUCUGACCGCGAUUGUAAGGCACGGUACACGAUAUCCAACAAGCAAAAAUGUUAAAAAAAUGAGGCAACUCCACAACCUGAUCGUGCGCGAAGUCUCGGACCAGGAGGUGCAGCGUGAAAUAAAGCAAUGGAAAAUGUGGUACACUGACGAAAUGGACGGUCGGUUAGUACAGAAGGGUGUGGAUGAUCACAGGCAUCUAGCAGUCAGGCUGUCAAAGUUAUUUCCCUCAUUGAUAACCGAGGAAAAGCUUCGAGAUGGUAAUAUCAAGUUUAUGACAAGCUCAAAGCACAGAUGUGUGAACAGCACUAUGGCUUUCAAGGGAGGAUUGACACAGCUGUGGAAUAUUAAAGAUCAAAAUGUUGACCACGAGGUUAACGAUGCUCUUAUGAGAUUCUUUGACCAUUGUACCAAGUUUGUGGAGACAGUUGAGAACAACCCACCUGCUCUGGCUGAGUUGGAUAAAUUUAAGUUGGGGGCAGAGAUGACAAGGGUCCAGGAGAAGAUUGCAGACCGACUCACUGUCCCUUAUUCACGCAUCACUGCAGAUAUGGCUGAGGCUGCAUUUUACCUGUGUGCGUACGAGUUUGCAAUCAAGACGGAAAACUCUCCCUGGUGUCAACUGUUUGAUGAGGUAGACGCACAGGUUUUGGAGUAUGCAAAUGAUCUGAAGCAGUUUUGGAAAAGAGGUUACGGUCACGACAUUAACAGCAAGACAAGCUGCAUCCUCUUCCAUGAUGUUUUUAGUCGUCUGGAAAGAGCUGCCGGAGAAAGCAGAUCCGGGGAGAAAGUGACAGAAGCUGUUACCAUCCAGGUGGGCCAUGCCGAGACACUUCUGCCCCUGCUUACCCUCCUAGGCUUCUUUAAGGACAGUGAGGCCCUGACCUCUACCAACUACGCCACACAGAGCCAGAGAUCCUUCCGCACCAGCCAGAUGCUUCCCUACACAGCCAACCUGCUCUUGGUGCUCUACGACUGUGGGGACCAGGGCCUGAGGCUGCAACCAUUCCUGAACGAGAGGCCCCUAGCCUUCCCAGGCCUGGGUGCCAACAAGGGCUAUGCCCCACUCUACAAAGAUGUCAGAGAGCACUAUAAGUAUCUGCUAGAUGGCUGUGACUUUGAAACAGAGUGCCAGCUGUUUCCACCUCAUUAAAUGGAUCGAAUGCUAUCAGGCAUCCCUAUUCAGGAAUUGAAUAACAGUGUACAAUGCUUCAUGAUAGUCUGGUUGAAAAAGAUUGUUAUACCUAAACAUAAGUUAAACGUUAGCUACCAUAAAAUUAUACAGGAUGACUGAAAACUAUUUGGAACUGUCCACAGAUUAGACACAUAGGUGACCAAUUGAAAUGAGUCCUUUCAGAUCUUCAGGACGUGUUCAGACGAUGCCAAAUCCUUCCAUUUUAAGUGUUAUCAGUUGCUUUUGGAAUGUAAAACUCCAUUAAGUGAUUACUAUAAUAUAC